Symbiodinium sp. CCMP2456 is the source of this 4794-nucleotide messenger RNA. NCBI's taxonomy places the organism in Eukaryota, Dinophyceae, Suessiales, Symbiodiniaceae. The record is from the annotation of a GenBank genome assembly.
AUGGAAAAUUCGGCCUUUGGACGGCUCAGCGUCAAGUUCGAGUCGCCCUUCAAAGCACGCAAUCUAGAGGACGAGCAGCUGUGCUACGUCGUGAAGAUGCCCUCUACCGCCCGGCUCAUACGUGGUCAGUUGGUCGAGAUCAACGGGCUUCAGGCGCCGAAGGCUACUUCAGAGCGCUGGAGACAAGAUGGCGACAAAGGAGCCCGCGACUUCAAUGGCCAGCAGGGCCAGCUCAUCGAGUUCAGCGAUGAGACCGGCGAAUGGACAGUGGCCACGUUUUCUGCAGACAUGGUCUCAGUGCCUGAGUCCAACAUCAGGCCCUUGACGACAGACGACCUUGCAGACUGCGACAUCGCUUUGGGACCGGCGUCAGAUACCGGUGUCAUGGGAGCAGAGCUUACCGAUAGCCUGUCGCAGAAAGGGUACGCGCUUUGCAAACUCUUCGUUGCGCCAGAAGACUUGACAGAGAUGGCCAACACAGCAGACAGGUGCGUUGAGGGAGGCGCGUUUUCCCGCCUGCCUCCUGAACUCGAGACAGGCUACCUGGGCAAGGAGGGCAAGGGAAAGACACUGUCCGUCGAUCUGGAAAGCAGCGACACAGCUGACUUUCUACGGGAGUCGCCCUUGAAAAUCUUCGAAGAUGCCAUUGAGACUGUAGGUACAUUGCUGCGACCCUUCGUAGAAACCGAGCUUGGCUUCGACAUCUACAGCCGCAGCAGUACGAUGAUGUCUUUGCCUUUCAGCGAGGAUGAGGAUCUCUACUCCGCGCCGGAGCUGGAAAACGAAGAAGCUGCCAGCUUCCUCUCGAUGAUGUGGCGGGCAAAGGUCAUGAUCCUCAUUAAUUCUGGGCCCGGUGCCAGCGUGCUGACACUGACCCCAAAGGCCAUCACUGAUCAGGAUCCUGUGGAGCCACAGCUUACCAUCCAGCCGGGAAUGCUUUGUAUAUUCAGCAUGGACAGGUACAAGUUUGCCUGCAGUUCAGAUGGGAAAGCUUUGUCGCUUUCUGCAUUCUUUUUGGAUGCUCCUCGCGAGUAUGUCAUUGAUAACAUCACCGGGGACCUUACAUUCUUGACGGGCUCGAUCAGCGGGCCCUCGCAGCCAAAGGUAGAAUCAGUACCUGUGGUUUCCAUGGGCAUGAGAUAUGCCUUUGGCGUAGAUGAGCCAUGGAAGACGUGGGUGGCCUACGCGAAAGCUGGCUGGGACACCAUUGUCAGGCAUCCCACAUCAAGAUGGGACUGCGAUAUUUAUUACGAUCCUGACGCAGAUCAAACAUCUGGCAAGUCCUACACUUGCCAUGGUGGUUUUUCUGAUGGUAUAGAACUUUUUGACUGCCGCUUCUUCGAUAUUUCUCCGGCUGAAGCCAGAGGCAUGGAUCCGACGCAGCGCCAGGUCUUAGAGGUCUCUUACAUCUCCCUUCAGGGCGCUGGAUGGACGAAGAAAAGCCUCCAGGCCAAGCCUGCCAACAUUGGCGUUUUUGUUGGGCUGGACAAGAAUGAGUGGAACAGCAUACCGAAGGACAUUUCUGGUGGAUUCGCCGCAUCAAGCGGAGCGAAUGCAAUCACUGCCAACCGUUUCAACUACUGCAUGAACCUGAAGGUGGUAGACUGGGGCUGGCUCGAGCCUGUGAGGUAUUUGAUGCACAAGCACUAUGAAUGCCAAGGCAAGAGUCCUGGACAACCUCCUGUUUCGGUGGUCACCAACAUACUGUUGCGGCAGCAGCUGGCAGCCGCGACAUCGGUGCCGGCCGCAGAAGACAAUGUUGCUGUUAAUCGUAUGUUGGAUCACCUCUGGCCAUACGUGGCAGAAAACACAACGAGGGAGCUGACAAUGCAACUGGAACCCUCGAUACGGUUGGCUUUAAGCAAGCUGCCCUCACCUCUCAACAAGUGCAGUGUGGACUUGCAGCGUUCUACUUUGGGGACAAGGCCCUUGCGAUUCUUGGCGCCGCAUGCAUCUUGGUCGAGUCCUGCAAGCUUCACCAUAAGCUUGCGAUUAGAAUGGGACAGUGACAGUUCGGUCUACUUGAUGUUUACAGGAGCCACGUUGGGAAUCGUAAACCUCAGAGUCGUUGGAAAUCUGAUCGUCGAACUGUUGCUGUCUUGUGGCGGAUCCCGAUCCCUUCGAAGCUUGCUCUCGGGCUUCCGCGUUUUCUUUCCAACGCCGCCAGAUAUCCAGUUUGAUAUCGACCGCGGCCAAUUAGCCAUAGCUGUGAAUUUCGCAAUGCUGAAACGCAUGAUUUUUCAAGCCAUCUCAGACAAGUGGGCAGAGAAGAUGGUCUUCCCCAACUGCCAGGGCCUUUCUUGGACGAGCAGCCUUGACAUCCUGGAUGUAAAGCGGCCGGGUGUGGAAGGCAUUCUCAUCCUUCAGAUCACCUCAAUCAAGGGACUUGCAGAACCAGGCAAGUACAUCGUUGAGAUGAUCUUUGGAUCUGAUGUUCACUCCGCUUGCUGCGAGCUGGAUGCAUGCUCGGCUUCACUCCACGAUGUUUGUCGUUUGCCCGUCCUUGUGCGAGCAUGCGCUCACCAGCGGCUUCUGGUGAAGCUGUCGAGAGACUGGGCUGCUUCCUAUGAACAGCUCGGCUUCCUUAGCCUGCGAGCUGCUGACCUUGUGAGUGCCGCUCGAGAUGGGGCUCGAACCUACACGCUUGAGUCGACGGAUCCGAGCGGUGCACCUGCAUCGAAGCAGUCUAUCAACGUCAGCUUCGACUGGUGGCCGGUCCAUGCCGUGCAGGAGGAGGACGCCCUGCCAGCACUUCUUUCGGUCGGCAUAUACUCGGCAAUGGUGCCGCGCGUUGACGGUGUGUUCUGGGUUGUUCUUCAGCUUGGCAGUGCCGGCAAGACGACGAGGACAAGUCAGAAAAGUCCGCGAAACGACGCUGAAUUGCAGAGGAAGCUCCAAAUCUUGCAGAAAUACCGGAUAGAGGACAGCGACCUGGCCGAAGUGCUGGACGAAGUGGGCCCGGAGAUGUUGAAGCACCACGCAGGCACUUGGGGCAAAGUUGAGUGGCUUGAGAGCUUCGAUUUCCGGCUGGAUCCACGAAGUGCGGGAAUGCCAUCUUUGACGGUCGAGCUGUGGCACAAGGCACCAGGAAAGUCGGAGACGAAAACGGGAGUCCAUCAGCUAGUUCCAGGAUGUGGCAGCCGCCGAUCGUUGGCUUUUGAAGCUUCUUCGGCAAGGCUGCAGUUUCGAACGCAGCUGGCCUACUUUUCAAAGGCCUCCAAUGUCAAAUCGACGUUCAGUUCCGCGCCAGAGGAGCCAGAAGCUGGAAUUUCAAUGGCAUCCGCUUUCGCUUCAGCGGUCGACGGUGGAAUGGUGGUAACUGACGCAGUCACGACGGCUGUGAACGAGGGGCUGGCUGCCAUGGAAGGUGCUUACAAUGGUCUUUCUGCUGCAGCAGGGGCAGGAAUUGAGGGAAUUUCGUCGACGUGGACAUAUGCCAUGGCGCAAGAGUCCAAACAGGAUGAGCCACCUCGAACAUCCUCAGAAGGCACAGUUGCGACCGCGAGCAAAAAGACGAAGAAGCGAGUGGCUUGCGGCCGAGACCAGGCAGUAAUCAUCUGUGGCGUCAACUUGAGCUUGAGCCCACUAACGUACGUCAGCGGGUGCGGUGCAGGCAUGCAUUCUCACCUUGGUCGCUGUUUCACCUACAACUUCUCGGCGGACGGCUACACUAGGGGUGAGGCUACGGCAUCCACUGCCCUGAAGUUAAAGCCGUUCGAAAGGGAGCAGGGCGACUUCUGCCUCUUGGCAGGAAGCCAGGUGAACCAGGAUGGGCGCAGUGCUUCUUUGACUGCACCGAACGGACCAGCGCAGGAAAGAUGUGCACAGGCUGUCAUGAAGGAAAUCGGUGUGAAGCCACCGGAGAUCGACACCACUGAGUGCCACGGUACAGGCACUUCCUUGGGAGAUCCCAUCGAGAUUGGUGCCUAUAGGAAGGUCAUGGCUUCUGUACCAAGGCACGAACCCGUGGUCGUCACGUCCUCCAAGAGCAACAUCGGUCACUGUGAAGGCAGUGCUGGAAUUUCUGGAUUUCUGAAGUGUGUGCUUUUGAGCUUGUAUGGCGAAGCAACGCCCAACUGCCACCUCAACUGCUUGAACCCGCACUUGGACAUGACUGGAUUUCCUGGGAUCAUCACAACAGAGAAUGCCACUUUCCGUGCAGAGGCCUCGUACAAUGGCGUCUUGUCCUUCGGCUUCGGUGGGACGAAUGCUUGUGCUACAGUCUGGGGUGUCAACCAAAUGACAUCGAGAGGAGUUGGCACAAACAAGGACCUAUACAGCCUCUUCAUCAGGAAGAUGCAGGAUGCACCUCCCCAGGAGGUUACGAUUGUUGGGGACGACUGGGAGGACUGGGAGAUGGGCGGUCCUGACAAGGACGCAAGGUUUAACGACAUCUUCGAGGUUGAGCUUGAUCCUGAUGGCGUCGUGAGCUAUUGGAAGAAGGACAAGGAGGUACCAGACAUGGGUUGCCCCUACUACAUCACCGGGACCUUUAACGAUUGGAAAUAUGACGAAAUGGAGGCAGAUGCAAGUGUGCCCGGCCUCUUUUACGCGUCUAUUCGCAUUACUGCCAACGUUGAGGAAGAGUUUCAAAUCAUUGCAGACAAAGAGCCGAAGAUGACUUUCCAUCCAUCCACCAGGACAUCGAUGAAGUCUUCUACAGUCCGCGGGCCAGAGGAGACGAAGCGAGAAAAUUGCUGGUGUGUCAGAGGAUCGAAAGGGGAGAGGUAUAGAGUCGAAUUCUACAGAUCUGACACGGGUGCAGCAACGGUGUCCUGGCUGAGAGAGCAGUAG